AAACUACUGUUUACAUUCUAUUUAUUCACUCUAAUGCAGCAUUCCAGUUCUUUUCAAAUAACGAGAAUAAACAACCCUACAUGUCCGAAUGUAGUCAGAUGUAAUCUGAAAAGACAACACACUUCUAAUGUCUAUAGAUUGAGAUGAUUUUAUUAACACUGAUCACGUGAUCAACCAGGUUCGAGACCCAGUAAACCAUGAUAUGUUACAGAGAACCACUGUAAAGAAUCCAGCUCAAUUAAAAAACACGGAAAACAACCCAAAAAUCAGCAUUAAAAAAAUCGACUGCGUCGGGAAUAACUGUUUAAUACAUUACGUACUGUGGGAGUUCUGUUGUAAUAUUAAAUUCAAGGCGACAUGGAGAAGCGAGAGAAUAUUUUCCUAAAGAAGAGUUUUGUAGCCAUUACCGGAGCCAGUAGAGGAUUUGGUAGAUGCAUGGCCCUGAAGUUUGCGGUCAAGUUCCCUCCGAAUUCCGUCUUGGUACUGAUGGCGAGGAAUGAGGAGGCUUUGGAAUGCAUCAGGACGGAAUUGCAAGCAACGGCUCCCAAUAUAACGGUUUUAGUUAGACAGUAUGACCAGGGAAAAUCUGAUGAAGGAUAUUUUAAUGGAAUAUUUGAUAGUCUGCUUACUGAAAGCAAAUGUUCAAAGGAUGAUUUUGAACAGGUAAUGCUUGUUCAUAACUGUGCUACCACUGGUGACAAAGACAAGACUGCGAUUCAGUUGUGUGACACCGACCGCGUACGGUCUUACUAUAACAUGAACCUCUGCGGCAUGAUUUUACUCAACACGAGCUUCUUCGCAACAUUUUGUGAUCCUUCACCGUCUCGAGUCGUAGUCAACGUAACGUCAGGGGGAUCUCAGCGUCCAAUUCCGUCACUCCACCUAUAUUGCGCAGGCAAAGCUGCCCGUGAUAUGUUUUUCAGAGUCCUUUGCGCCGAAGAACCAUCUAUUCGGGUUCUGACAUACUCGCCAGGCGGUGUCGACACAGACAUGUUUCGAGAUAUUGAGACAAAUUCAUCCUCAUCAUCAUUACGUAAAGUGACAAAUGGAAUGCGUGAGGACGGCAAGUUGCUGACACCAGAGGAAUCUGUAGCCGACCUAGAGCAGGUAUUGGAGGAAAACGCUUUUGAUAACGCUGAGUUCGUGGACUACUUUCUUCGGAAAUUCAAGCCAUAUGCAGACAAAUAUAAACAGUAGUAAUUUUAGCUCUGUUGGUCCGUACAACCGGUAACCUUAUGUCGAGGCGCGGCGUCAGCAAGUGUUGAUGUUGUUUCCUCAUAUCCACUGCAAUUUAUAAAUGAUCGAUGCAGGCCCAGAGGGCCUUUGUAACAACAUAUACACAACUGUUGUGCAAGAGUCAUUAAAUGCCCAAGUAUAAAGGCCUAAAACCAGUAAAGUAGCUGACAAUAACUAUUAAUGGAAUCGUUGUAAUGAAAUAUAAUAUUUUCUAUGUUGAUUCACAAGUGUUUAUUCAUGAUAUCAUAUUAUAUCGUCGGUAAGACAUCGGCUGUUUGAAGGAGAAUCUUUUAAGCGUAAAUAAAAGUAAUCAAUAAAAGAAACGAAUGCG
Messenger RNA from Pecten maximus, 1567 nucleotides. RefSeq names its product sepiapterin reductase-like. Gene Ontology annotation, biological process: tetrahydrobiopterin biosynthetic process. Lineage: Eukaryota; Metazoa; Mollusca; Bivalvia; Pectinida; Pectinidae. The transcript is spliced from 4 exons. The coding region runs from base 358 to 1197 and encodes 279 amino acids. Gene Ontology annotation, molecular function: sepiapterin reductase (NADP+) activity. The record is from RefSeq and is a predicted model, not a curated record.